CCAAAGGGAGGUUUUGAUGGAAUGGGGCAGUCUCCAGCCGCCGCGCAGUCAGCCAACAGUUCGCCUGCGAAUGCUUCCGCCUUAAGUCAACAACAACCGAAGCGUCCGACCAGCAAAAAACAACCCAAUAAACCCCAAUCGGGUAAUUUGGACGAGUGGAUGAAGUUCUUUGCGGACCUGACUCCCAUGGGCAACCCAGACCAACAGAGUAAAAAGGCCGGCCACGUACUGGAUGCUUAA
This is a messenger RNA of Dibothriocephalus latus, 240 nucleotides long. Lineage: Eukaryota; Metazoa; Platyhelminthes; Cestoda; Diphyllobothriidea; Diphyllobothriidae. The record is from the annotation of a GenBank genome assembly.